Molecule: messenger RNA, 1414 nt
Organism: Ctenocephalides felis (cat flea)
Lineage: Eukaryota; Metazoa; Arthropoda; Insecta; Siphonaptera; Pulicidae
Product: zinc finger protein 429-like
Exons: 4
Coding region: 20-1414 (464 amino acids)
Biological process (GO): regulation of transcription by RNA polymerase II
Molecular function (GO): RNA polymerase II cis-regulatory region sequence-specific DNA binding; DNA-binding transcription factor activity
Source: RefSeq, a predicted model, not a curated record
UAAAAUAACAACAAAUUUUAUGUGCGAGAACCAACAAAAGGCGAAGAUGUCUGAAGGAACAAACUCAAACCCAACAAUUAAAAUUGAACCAAUCGAAUAUCCUCAAGUUAAACAAGAAUUUGAUUAUUGUCCACAAGUCAAACAAGAAUUGGAUUAUUAUGAUAUAUCAGAAGAAUGUCUGGAAAACGAAGAAAUAUCUCUUCAGCGAUUUUUAAAAUCAGAGGUAACUAUUGAUGAAGAAAUAAAACAAGAAGCGAUUGAAAACCACGAUGAAAAACCUUAUAUAUGUAAUGAAGAAAUCGGUUUUACAAGUAAUUUAGUAAAUAAUAUGAGCGAAUCAUCUGAAACAGUUUCAGGAAAACUUGAAACAACCGAUAUCUUGAAACCCCAUAAUGUAUACAUAAGAGAAAAAUUUUUAAACCAAGAUAAAAUGAUUCACUUUCUAGAAAGUCCUCAUAAGUGCGAAAUAUGCAAUAAGAGAUUUACAAAGUUAUGGAGAUUAGAAAAACAUAUAUCAACUCACACUGAACCCGGUUCUUAUAGUUGUGAAAUAUUCAUCAAAUUUAACAAACAUUUAUCAACUCAUACUGGAGAACUUCCUUACAAAUGUGAGACAUGCAAUAAAACAUUCAAAUUAAAACAAGGAUUAAUCCGUCAUAAGAUAUUCCAUUCCAGAGAACGCCCUCAUAAUUGUGAGACAUGCAACAAAACAUUUAAAACAGAACAAGCAUUGAAUCAGCAUGCAACAAUUCAUGGCGGAGAAUGCAAUAAAAGAUUUUCAAGAUGUGAGGCAUGCGGCAAGAUAUUGGCAUCAAAUUAUAGAUUAAAACAACAUAGAAGAAUUCAUACCGGAGAACGUCCUUACAGUUGUAAAAUAUGCAAUAAAACAUUUAUUACAAUAGAAGCUUUGAACUACCAUGAAAUAAUCCGUACUGGAGAAGGUCCUUAUAAUUGUAAGACAUGCAACAAAAUAUUUAAAAGCAAACAAUGCUUAAAAUAUCACGAAAUGCUACAUAUUGGAAAAUGUACUUAUAUGUGCGAUACAUGCAAUAAAAUAUUUGUAACAAAACAUCAAUUAAACCAACAUAAAGUGAUUCACACUGGAGAACGUCCAUAUAAAUGUGGAAUAUGCAAUAAAACAUUUAAUGGAAAGGAUUCAUUAAAGUGGCAUGAAAGAAAUCAUACUAAAGAACGUUCUUAUAAUUGUGAAAUAUGCAAUGAAACAUUUAGAACAAUGCAAGAAUUAAGUCAACAUGAAGUGAUUCAUACUGGAGAAAGUUAUUAUAAUUGUGAGAUAUGCAACGAAACAUUUAUAACAAAACUAGCAUUAGACCUGCAUAAAAAAUUUUACCCUGAAGAACGCCUUAUGAAGGUGAAAGAUUUAAUAAAUAUUUUGCACAACUACUGUUCAUGA